CUUCCUGCUGCUCAGGCUCCCCUCGGAACAGGCAGGAUUGAGUCAGAUCUCAUAGAAUUAAAAUAUUGGACGACCCCUGCCUAACUGGAGCAGCCUUGAGUCUUGUCUUCCUCCACGCCAGAUCAUAAUAUGGCAGCCUGAGGAUAGCCCAGCUGGACAUGGUGUCUGCAGGCCCUACUGAGGGGGACAGGUGACGCUGCAGGGUUGGCUCUGAACCAAAGACCUCCCCAUCCAACCCCCGCCCCCCGCUCCAUCCCUGGCCCUUGGAUCCCAUCUUAGUGGUCAGCUUCCACCAUGACCCUUGACCUCCUGGAACCUGCACGUCCCAGGCUGGCUUGGCCACAAGCAGACAACGGAACAGGCAGGAGCCCACUGGGGGUCCUCGGCACCCCGGAGACACUUCUUCGGCUGCAGAGGACGCAAAGGGUGUGGCAGGUCCCAGAGCUUGAUGCUCAGCAUGCCAAGGCCUUUCUGGAACUGUGGCCACUGGGGAGCUUCCUGGUCAUAGGACAAGAUCCUAGGCAGGUCCUGAUGCUGAAGACAGGCCCUUCGCCGGAAGACAUCAACACCUAUCGAGUUCAGAAGGCUGCUGGAGGUAUAGCCCUAGAGUCCUCCAAACUUUUCAUGCCAGACUUUCCCCAUCUCCUGGCCUUUCUGUCAGCCAGCAGGGAUGUUUUGCCAAGGACGCUGCUCUUGCCCACUCCAACGGGAGACAAGCACACGGGUCCUCUGCGACUUGGCUGCCUUCAAGCCGACCCUUCGGGGACAGGGCCGGUGCUGUCUGUAGUGAACCGGCUCUACCUGGAGACGCAUGGAGGCUGGAGGACAGAGGAGCCUGACCCUGACCCUGACCAGGAGAACAACCCAGCCCUCAGGAAGCCCACCCCACACCGGGUCUCCUGGGUGGAAGAGCCACCGAAGCCGGAAGUUCACCAAACUGGACCGGAAGAGCAGCGUCCCGGACAACAGGAGCAUCAUCCUGGAGGCGGAGGAGUGCACCUCCCUAGGCCUGCUCUAGCUAACGUGGCGGAGGAGAAGGCCGAAAUCAGCAAUGGCGGCGACUACAAAGAGGAAGAGGAGGGCCCUGAGGAGGAGGAGGAGGAGGAGGAUGUGCUCACUGCCCACAUCCGGGCCCUGGCCAGGGUCCGGAGUAGCUAUGUAGCCAGGCAGUACCGAAGCCUUCAGGCACGCCUCAUUUUAAAUUCUGCAAAUCCCGACAGGCCCGGGGACCCCGCCACGGAGCUGCUUCAGGAGGUGCGCCAGCUGCUCACUGACCUCCGCACCUACCUGGCAAAAGACCCCGACGUCAGAGCUGUCUUUGGGAACAGGGGACCUAGAGCUCCCCAGGACCAGGAUCUUGGCCCCGCUGUGGAGGUGGCCCUGUGUCGGGCGGUUCUGGAACCCCUGAAGCCAGCCCUGUGGACCAAACUCCGAACUCUCCGAGCCCAGGAACUGCGGCGACUGCGCCGGCGCCAAAUAGCCUUGCGGGCCGGGGCGGGGCCCGAGGGACAGAGCCCUGCAGCGGCCUUGCGGAGCCGCAUCCACGCGCGCCUCGAGCACCUGCACGCCGCGUGCGCCCCACGCCGCAAGGUGGCGCUGCUGCUGGAGGUGUGCAGCGACGUCUACGCGGGCCUGGCUGGGGGCGAGAAAGAAGAGCCCCUGGGGGCAGACGCGUUUUUGCCGGCCCUGACGGAGGAGCUGAUCUGGAGUCCACACAUUGGGGAGACGCAGUUGGAUGUGGAGUUUCUUAUGGAGCUCUUAGAUCCGGAGGAGCUGCGAGGAGAAGCUGGGUAUUACCUCACCACGUGGUUUGGGGCUCUGUACCACAUCGCUCACUACCAGCCAGACGCUGGCCGCGCGCCCCGGAGGCUCAGCUCCGAGGCCCGGGACUCCCUGCGCCAGUGGCACCGAAGGCGGACACUGCACCAGCAAGCUCAACCCACAGCUCAGGCCAACUUACCCUUCGAGGAGCCAUGGGCAAUAGGGGACCAGUGAGGAUUGGAGUCCUCAAACCCCAGUCACUCCUGGACCUUUUGGGCCACUCCUCUGCUAAGCAAGAUGCUGGACAGCGCAGAUGG
Molecule: messenger RNA, 2078 nt
Organism: Acomys russatus (golden spiny mouse)
Lineage: Eukaryota; Metazoa; Chordata; Mammalia; Rodentia; Muridae
Gene: Rinl
Product: Ras and Rab interactor like
Exons: 11
Coding region: 295-1995 (566 amino acids)
Biological process (GO): vesicle-mediated transport
Cellular component (GO): cytosol; endocytic vesicle
Molecular function (GO): guanyl-nucleotide exchange factor activity; small GTPase binding
Source: RefSeq, a predicted model, not a curated record